This is a messenger RNA of Dendrobium catenatum, 996 nucleotides long. RefSeq names its product thioredoxin domain-containing protein 9 homolog. The record is from RefSeq and is a predicted model, not a curated record. Gene Ontology annotation, biological process: microtubule cytoskeleton organization. Lineage: Eukaryota; Viridiplantae; Streptophyta; Magnoliopsida; Asparagales; Orchidaceae. Gene Ontology annotation, cellular component: cytoplasm. Bases 188 to 823 code for a protein of 211 amino acids. The transcript is spliced from 4 exons.
CAAUGGGAGGGAACGGUAGUUUUAUACUGAAAUUUCGUUCCUCUCCGCUCUUCUCCUACUAAUCGUCUUCUUCCGGCCACCAUUACGAGCCACUUCAGGCCGCCGUAGCUGAGCACUUCUACCGCACCGUAGAUCUCAUCUAAACCACCUUACCGUUCAUUCUCUUCGUUUGCCAACGAUCUCAGGCAUGGAUGAGUCUCAGAUCAAGGAGGUUCUGGAGAAGCAGGUGCUUAGUGUGGUGCAGGCGGUGGAGGAUAAGAUUGAUGAGGAGAUCGCGGCGCUGGAUCGGCUAGACCUAGACGAUCUCGAGGCUUUGCGGGAGCGAAGGCUUCAGCAAAUGAAGAAAAUUGCGGAGAAACGGAGUGGGUGGAUGUCGCUCGGUCAUGGAGAGUACAGCGAGAUCUCCGAAAAGGACUUCUUCGCCGCCGUCAAGGCCAGCGAACGGGUUGUAUGCCAUUUUUAUCGAGGGAAUUGGCCCUGUAAGGUUAUGGACAAACACUUAAAUAUUCUUGCACAGCAACAUCUGGAGACUCGUUUUCUUAAGGUUCAUGCAGAAAAAAGUCCAUUUCUGACUGAGAGGCUUAGGAUUGUUGUGCUUCCAACCCUUGCUCUUGUAAAGAAUGCCAAAGUUGAUGAUUACGUGGUAGGUUUUGAUGAGCUUGGAGGAAGUGAUGAAUUCAGCACGGAGGAGCUGGAGGAGAGGCUUGCCAAGGCUAAACUGAUAUUUUCGGACGGCGAAACAUCUACAAGCCAUAAGAGGCCCCUUGCAGCAAAGAGAAACGUUAGACAAUCAGAAAGUUCCAAUUUAUCUGAUUCUGAUUAGCUGUUAGUUUCAGCUGCUGCUGGUUAUCAGUGAGAGUACUUUUGACUCAGCAUUAAUUCUCCUUUUACGUGUAUUAUGAAUUGUUGAGCAUUCCACAGCUUUUCUAGUUUGCAUUCCUUCAUGGCUUGGAUGCUUGAAUUUAUUUCUAAAGGUAGUUCAUGAAUUUUUUCCUA